AUGAUCAACGAUGCUUUUGGGAUAUCUAGGGACCAUGUGAAUGUAGAAGCCUGGACCUCGCAUCAACCAGUACAUGAAGGUGAAGAAAGGAUGCCAGAAUUGAAUCAAGGACCUAAUGAGGAAGCUAAGGCAUUUUACGAUCUAGUUAGGGAUGGAAAUCAAGCAUUGUAUGAAGGAUGUACGAAGUACUCGAAAUUAUCAUUCCUAGUAAAACUAUAUCACAUCAAGUGCUUGUGCGGAUUGAGUAACAAAGCAAUGUCUAUGAUUUUAGAAUUGUUAAAAGAUGCCUUCGAACAUGCAAAGAUUCCUGAUUCUUUUUAUGAGGCGAAGAAAUUAAUUACCAAGCUUGGUCUUAAUUACAGUCAAAUACAUGCAUGUCCAAAUGAUUGUAUGUUGUAUUGGGGAGAAGAUGAAAGUAGGGAGACAUGCAAAGUAUGUAACACGUCAAGAUGGAAACAAAGUAGGAAAGGUAACCCGACGAACAUGUCUAGUGGGGGCAAGAAAAGAAAAAAGAAACCUGUCAAAGUUUUACGGUACUUUCCACUUAAACCACGUUUGCAAAGGUUAUUUAUGUCUUCUAAAACUGCUGAACAUAUGAGGUGGCAUUCUGUGGAUAGUAACAAAGAUGGCUUGAUGAGGCACCCGAGAGACUCUGAGGCGUGGAAGAGAUUCGAUGAAACACACAUUGAAUUCGCAUCAGAUCCACGGAAUGUUAGGCUUGGGUUAGCUAGUGAUGGCUUCAAUCCUUUCAGAACUUUGAGUACCAACUAUAGCAUUUGGCCUGUGAUUCUUAUACCGUACAACUUACCCCCUUGGAUGUGUAUGAAGCAGACUUCCUUCAUCCUUUCAAUGAUCAUUCCGGGAAAGCAAAUGCCAGGGAAUGAUAUCGAUGUUUACUUACAACCCUUGAUUAAAGACUUGAAGGAUUUGUGGGAUGGUGGUGUGGAAACAUUUGACGCUUCACUCAAUCAAAUGUUUAAUAUGCGCGCUGCAUUGAUGUGGACAAUUAGCGAUUUUCCUGGGCUUGGUAAUUUAUCUGGGUGGAACACACACACUGGUUCAGCUUGUCCAACUUGUAAUUUUGACACUGUUGCCCAUCGUCUACCUCAUAGUAGAAAGUGGAGUUUUAUGGGUCAUCGUCGAUUUUUAGAGCCAAAUCAUAGAUUCAGGUUUAACCGUGUUCACUUUGAUGGUAAUACAGAGUUUAGGAAUCCACCAGUGGCACUAUCAGGUUCAGAGAUAUUCAAGCAGUUGGAAAAUAUUCAUGUUACAUUUGGGAAAGGGAUGGAGGUUGAAGAUAACAGAAAAAGAACUCACCGAAAAAAUACUAUAGAAAGUGGUUGUCAACAAUGGAGAAAGAAAAGUAUAUUUUUCCAACUUCCUUAUUGGGAGUACAACUUGUUGCGCCAUAACCUUGAUGUUAUGCACAUUGAGAAGAAUGUGUGUGAUAAUGUCUUGUACACCAUUCUCAAUGAAAGUGGAAAAACAAAAGAUAAUCUCAAUGCUCGAAAAGACUUGAAAGAGAUGGGCGUAAGAAGUGAUCUUUGGCCAAAUGAAAAUGGACAAUAUCGACCUACUUUAUUUACAAUGUCAAAUGCCCAAAAAGAUGUAUUCCUUACAACUUUGAAGAAUGUUUUAGUGCCUGAUGGUUACUCAAGUAACAUUGCUAGGUGUAUUGAUCUAAAGCAUCGGAAGAUAUUUGGUUUGAAAAGUCAUGAUUCACAUAUUCUUUUGGAGCAACUGCUACCAAUAUCAAUUAGAAAUGUGUUGCCUAACCAAGUGUCUGCCGUUUUAGUUGAUUUGUGCUCAAUAUUUAGGCAAAUAUGUGGCAAGGUGUUGAAUCCUCUAGACUUUGACAAGCUCCAACGUCGAGUCAUUCUCACACAAUGCCAUAUGGAAAUGCUUUUUCCACCUGGGUUCUUUACAGUCAUGGUUCAUUUGGUUGUGCAUUUAGUGAAUGAACUGAAGCUUGGAGGCCCAGUACAUUAUCGAUGGAUGUAUCCUAUAGAAAGAUACUUGGGACAUUUGAAGUCCUAUGUACGUAACAGGGCACAACCAGAAGGUUCCAUUGCUGAAGGUUAUUUGGCUGAAGAAUGUUUGACCUUUUGUUCAAGAUACUUGGAGGGCAUUGAGACAAGAUUCAACCAGCUUGGACGUGUUGAUGAUCAAACGACAAACAAUGAAUCGUCUCAAGUUUCAAUGUUUUUUACUGAAAUAGGGAAAUCAGUUGGGAGUACUUCAUAUUUCAACCUUACCCAUAUUGAGAAACGACAAGCACACAGAUAUGUGUUGAUGAAUUCAGAACUAGUCGAUCGGUUUGUGAAAAUCAGUGACAACAACCCAGUUAAUGGAGAUGUUAAUUAUUAUGGAAAAUUGGUAGAUAUAAUCGAGCUUAAUUACUAUGGUCGAUUCAGGAUUAUUCUAUUCAAGUGUAAAUGGGCCAAUACCAUAACUGAUAGAGGGAUCAAACAAGAUGCUUUGCAGUUUACUUUAGUGAAUUUCUCUCGAUUGAUACAUACUGGUGAACGUGAAGAAGAUGAACCUUAUAUUGAAGCUUCACAAGCACAACAAGUGUACUAUGUUGAAGAUGUUGUAGAAAAGGAUUGGAGUGCUGUUGUACAUUUAAAACCAAGAGAUUUGUAUGAUAUGGGUGAAGACACUGAAGAGACAUUCUAUGAGAACGAGCCAUAUCAAACACAAGACUUAGGGUUAUUUUUUCCUAAUGAUACUGGAAUUCUGUCACUUGCAAGAGGACAAAUAGAUGAUGAUCCAAUGCCUAAUGUUGAAAAUGUUGAUGAUGAGGAUGACGAGGAUAUGUAA
Diospyros lotus (date-plum) is the source of this 2820-nucleotide messenger RNA. RefSeq lists its product as uncharacterized. Bases 1 to 2820 code for a protein of 939 amino acids. The record is from RefSeq and is a predicted model, not a curated record. The transcript is spliced from 3 exons. NCBI's taxonomy places the organism in Eukaryota, Viridiplantae, Streptophyta, Magnoliopsida, Ericales, Ebenaceae.